CAGUGGUCAGUUACUUUCGAGACUAGGAAGGGAGAGCCUUGUCAACCGGAUGACGAUUGACGUCGCUGCGGAUUGCAUUUUAGCAUGACACGGGUUUUGCAUCAAAGAUGCUUCUGCAAUAUCUUUAUCGUCUGCUCUUUUGAUUCGUCUUAUCCUUAGAAACUGAUGACAUGACAGCCUUUUUCUCUAACACAGGUAAAUGGCAUACAUGCUACAUCAUUAGCACUCACGUUAUUUGCUAGCUGGCUGGCUAGCAUGUUGUCAUUGUGUCCAGCUGUCUGCUCGUCUUGAUUUUCUAAGGGAGCGACCGGACCCAGUAGUCAUCAACACUACCAUGUACUCAGAGUGGAGGUCCCUGCACCUGGUUGUGCAAAGCGACCAAGGUCACCUGAGCGUUCUGCACAGUUACCCCCCAGCAGUGGGACGUGAUGUGGCCAAUGCUGUGGUCAAGCCCCUGGGGGUCACCCUGGGAAUCCCCUCCACAGACAGUCUGCUCAAGACUGACAAAGAGGUGAAGUGGACGAUGGAGGUUCUGUGUUAUGGGCUGACCCUGCCUCUGGACGGGGACACGGUCAAGCUGUGCGUGGACGUGUACACGGACUGGAUCAUGGCCCUCGUCUCUCCGCGGGCCUCCAUCCCCCAGCCCAUCGUCAAGGAGCCCAACCUCUACGUCCAGACCAUCCUCAAACACCUCCACAACCUCUUCCUGCCCAGGCCGGAGCACUACAGCCCCAUGCACUUCCGGCUGUGCCAGCAGGUGCUGACGGCGGUGCAGAAGCUGGCCCGGGAGUCCGGCUGCAUGGCCCGAGACACCUGGGAGGUGCUGCUGCUCUUCCUGCUGCGCAUUAACGACACGCUGCUGGCCCCGCCCACCGUGGGAGGCGGGACGGCAGAGAAGCUGGCCGAGAAGCUGAUCAGCGUGCUGUUCGAGGUGUGGUUCCUCGCCUGCACGCGCUGCUUCCCCACCCCGCCCUACUGGAAGACGGCCAGGGAGAUGCUGGCCAACUGGAGACACCACCCGCCCGUGGUGGAGCAGUGGAGCAAGGUCAUCGCUGCCCUCACGUCCAGACUGCUGCGUUUCACCUACGGCCCGUCCUUCCCGCCGUUCAAAGUUCCCGAGGAGGACGCCGGUCUGAUCCCGGCAGAUAUGGACAACGACUGCGUGGCCCAGACCUGGUUCCGCUUCCUCCACAUGCUCAGCAACCCGGUGGACCUGAGCAACCCUGUGAUCGUCAGCUCCACCCCCAAGUUCCAGGAGCAGCUCCUGGGCGUGAGCAGUGUUCCCCAGGAGAUCAUCCAGCACCCCUGUCUCAAACAGCUGCCCCAGAUCUUCUUCAAGGCCAUGAGGGGGGUCAGCUGCCUGGUCGACGCCUUCCUGGGUGUCGCGGUGGCAAAGAGAGAGAUGCGAGAAACUCUGCCUUCACCACACGCUACUCAAAAAAACAUUCUGUACGAGACAGAAAAUACCUCCCCAAUCAGCGGAGUGACAGUCUCUAGGACCCACAUACGAGACAGGCUUCCCUCACUAGGUGUCGCAGUGUCUAGGAACAAUUUCCGCGAGCGCCUUCCGUCCUAUGGUAUUUCCCGGCCCCGGUCGGACAGUGCCCCCCCCACCCCAGUCAACAGACUGAGCAUGCCGCCUCUUCCGACGACCACCAACACCACGCCACCUCACAGCCGCAGACACAAGCCCACAGGCGUCACCAAGACAACCAGCAAAGCCUCCACCGCCAGCACGGCGCACCAGUCCAAAGUAGCCCACCAGGCGUCGUCCUCCUCCCCUCUGUCCAGCCCCAACCAGACCAGCUACGAGCCCCGCCCGCUGCCUGCCCCCGCCAGGCCAAAGGUCAACAGCGUUCUCAACCUGUUUGGCCAAUGGCUGUUUGACGCUGCCCUGGUGCACUGCAAGCUGCACACAGGUCUCAGCAGAGACAGCAGCAUGACUGCCCUGGCCACCCAGACGGGGGUGGAGCUGAGGAGGAAGGCCUCCCAGAUGUCCACAGACACCGUGGUGUCCAACCCCAUGUUCGACGCCAACGAGUUCCCCGACAACUACGAGUCUGGCCGGGCGGAGGCCUGCGGGACCCUCUGUAGGAUCUUCUGCAGCAAGAAGACUGGAGAGGACAUCCUGCCUGUCUACCUGUCCAGGUUUUACAUGGUUCUGGUCCAAGGCCUCCAGAUCUCCGACUUCAUCUGCAGACCAGUCCUGGCCAGCAUCAUCCUCAACUCCACGGCCCUGUUCUGCUCCGACCUGAAGGGCAUCAACGUGGUGGUCCCUUACUUCAUAUCUGCCCUGGAGAACAUCCUCCCUGACCGGGAACUGUCCAAGUUUAAAAGCUACGUGAAUCCCACGGAGUUGAGGCGAGCCUCGAUCAACAUCUUGCUGUCCAUGCUUCCCCUACCACACCACUUUGGCAGCCUCAAAUCUGAGGUGCUCUUGGAAGGCAAGUUCAGCAACGAUGACAACUUUCUUCAGGAAAAGUCUGUCUCCUUCCUGUCUCUGAAACUGCGCCUGGUCAACAUCCUGAUCGGAGCCUUGCAGACUGAGACGGACCCCACCAACACUCAGAUGAUCCUAGGUGCGAUGCUGAACAUUGUCCAGGACUCUGCUCUCCUGGAGUCUAUCGGUGCUCAAGCUGAAGUGGCCAGUGUGGAGGGCGGCCACUCUCUGUCCAAGAGCCACAGCAGGAACAACAGCGGCAUCAGCAACGCUAGCGGAGCCAGCUCGGAGGCCACCACCCCGGACAGCGAGAGGCCGGCCCAGGCCCUCCUCCGAGACUACGCUCUCCAUACAGACACAGCUGCAGGCCUGCUGAUCCGCAGCAUCCACCUGGUCACCCAGAGACUCAACUCCCAGUGGAGGCCUGACAUGAGCAUCUCCCUGGCUGCCCUGGAGCUGCUGGCUGGCCUGGCCAAGGUGCGCGCCAGCGCCGAGUCGUCCGACCGCAAGCGCGCCGUCAGCUCGGUGUGCGGCUACAUCGUGCACCAGUGCAGCCGGCCCGCCCCGCUCCACUCCCGGGACCUCCACUCCAUGAUCCUGGCCGCCUUCCAGUGCCUGUGCGUGUGGCUCACGGAGCACCCCGACAUGCUCGACGAGAAGGACUGCCUGAUCGAGGUGCUGGAGAUCGUGGAGCUGGGGAUCUCGGGCAGCAAGUCCAGGACGGGGGACCAGGAGGCGAGGCACAAGGGUGACAAGGAGCACAACCCGGCCUCCAUGAGGGUGAAGGACGCGGCCGAGGCCACGUUGUCAUGUAUAAUGCAGGUGCUGGGGGCGUUCCCGUCGCCCAGCGGCCCCGCCUCCCCCUGCAGCCUGCUCAACGAGGACACGCUGAUUCGGUACUCCAGACUGACGUCCACCAGCCACAGGAACUUCCGCUACUUUGUCCUGGACAACUCUGUCAUCCUGGCCAUGCUGGAGCAGCCCCUGGGCAACGAGCAGAAUCCCUCCCCGUCCAUCACCAUGCUGAUAAGAGGCAUGUCCGGGAGGCAUGCCUGGACAAUGCAGCUCUUCCAUCAGCCCAGGGGGGCUCGCGCCAGCCAGAAGCAGGUGUUCGUCCCCGAGGCCCGGCCCACGCCCAAGGACGACGUAGGGGUCCGCUUCAACGUCAAACACCGGCCCUUCCCGGAGGAGGUGGACAAGAUCCCCUUCGUCAAAGCCGACCUCAGCAUCCCCGACCUGCACGACAUCGUAGACAAGGAGGCCGAGGCGUUCUGCCGUGGCUCCUCGGGGCUGUACGGUGAUCCAUACCUGGAGCUGCAGCAUGAGAAGCUGCGAGGGGUGAUGGUGAAGCAGAUGGAGUACGAGACGACCCUGGAGCACUACAGCGACGAGCUGUGGGGCAAGAAGGGCUUCCCGGACCCCCGCACCGACUGCAGGCCCCCGCCGCCCUCCCAGGACUUCCAGACCGCCCGCCUCUUCCUCUCCCACUUUGGCUUCCUGUCCCUGGAGGCCCUCAAGGAGCCUGGGAACAGCCGCCUGCCCCCCCACCUGAUCGCUCUGGACUCGGGCGUGCCGGGAUUCUUUGAGGACAUGAGCUACCUGGAUCUGCUGCCCUGCCGACCCUGCGACACGGUCUUCAUCUUCUACAUGAGGGCCGGCCAGAAGAGCAGCCAGGAGAUCCUCAGGAACGUGGAGAGCUCCUCCAGUGUCCAGCCUCACUUCCUGGAGUUCCUGCUGUCUCUGGGCUGGCCCGUGGAGGUGGGCCAGCACCCUGGCUGGACGGGCAGCGUCUACACCAGCUGGUCCAUCAACAACAACACCACCACCGCCAAUGGGACCGGGCCUGACUCCAGUCCUCCAGAUGACACCUUCCCCCUGGGAGACACCGGCGGGGGCGUGUUCGACGGCGAGCGCAGGGUGCUGUACUACGCCGACGCCCUGACCGAGAUGGCCUUCGUGGUUCCGUCUCCGACAGACUCCUCCGCCGAAUCGUCCGAGAACAGCUUCCCGUCCGCCGACUCCGACUCCCAGAUGGACCUGCUCCCCAGCGUGCUCAAACAGUCCAGCCUCACCCUGGAGCUCUUCCCCAGCCACUCGGACAGCUUGGCCCCCGCCCAGAGGAGUCCCACGGCCAAGUGUAAGAAGAUGCCCCCGGGCAGGAGCAUCCCGCCCAUCGGCCCCGAGACCAAGGUGCUGGUGGUCUGGGUGGAGCGCUUCGACGACAUCGAGAACUUCCCCCUGGCAGAGCUGCUGGUGGAGACCAGCACAGGCGUGGACAACAACCUGAGCAGCAGCAGCAGCAGCACGUCCACCAGGGCGGCGUCCUCCGAGAAGGACGUCCAGGUGAUCUUCAUCCACCCUCUCCGGACGGGCCUGUUCCGCAUCCGCCUCCACGGAGCCACGGGCAAGUUCAGCAUGGUCGUCCCCCUGGUGGACGGCAUGGUGGUCAGCAGGAGGUCCCUGGGGUUCCUGGUCAGGCAGACGGUCAUCAACGCCUGCCGGAGGAGGAGGCUGGAGAGCGACUCCUACAACCCGCCUCACGUCCGCAGAAAACAGAAGAUCGCCGAGGUCGUCAACCGUUACCGGAACAAGCAGCUGGAGCCCGAGUUCUACACGUCUCUGUUCCAGGAGGUCGGAGAGACCAGCCUGAACCCGUGACCCCACAGACUUUCCACCCCCCGCCCCCCCCCCCCCACAGUGCCGAGAGAGACUGACGCAAAGGACUGCAAAGACUAUAUAUUUAUAAACUUUUUCCCUUUCUUUUCGUUUUCGGUGUUAUUUAUAUCAGCACUUGUCGACCAUGUUGUUGCAAAGUGGAUAGAAUAGAAGUGACACUUUUGCAGAGAGGUUAGAAGUGACACUUGGUUCGAAGUACACCACACCCUCGCAUCACUGUCAUGGCCGCCAUCUCCAGCGGAAGGAGUCGGUGAGGACAGGGUAGAUGAGCAGGCCCAAUAACCCCCACGCAGGGACGCAGUUCUUGCUGUUACCUAGCAUCUCCAGAAGCUUCCACGGCUGGGACUUGUCCCCCACGGCCGCUCCGCUGUAGGUUUCCAGAUGCUCGCCUGCUUCGGCGUGGCCCGCCUCACUGUCGGACCCCCCUCCCCAUCUUCUCAUAGCUGGCCGUUCCAUGUCCACACUAGCGCACCGUGUAGCAUGCAUGGUCCAUACUUGCCUUUAACUUCAAUGCCAUGCUAGUGUGGGUACUGGGAUGUGGGGUUUUUUUUUGGGGGGGGGGGUUGUUUUUCUUUAGUUUUUUGGGGAACAGGACUUGCCAAGCUGGAAAAACAACACUACAGACAUAGUUAAUACUGUUAACAGAAGUGUCAUAUCAUUUCUAAUCAUGUAAUAGUCCUUUUUUUUUUUUUAUCCGGUUUUGUGAAAUCCCCCAUUGAAGGUUCCCUUCAAACUAACAAACUCGCAUGCCAGUUUGUGAAAGGCGUGGCGAGCGUGCUUUUCAUUGAAACCUCAGGUAGUCUCGCAGUACUUUGUUUUGUUCGUCCUUUUGCACGUACUCGCUGCACUCCUGCCACCUGACCUCAGUUGAAGGCAUUCUUCGUUUUUUUUCCUCUCGUCUGCUUUCUCUUUUCUUGCGCUGUUAAAACCGUGGCAUUUCAGAGUUGCCUACAAGGUAACCGGUCCUGGGUGCGGUUCUCUCCAUAUCAUAUAAGCUACGAGGGGGGGGAAAUGACUGUGGCCUCAGUUAGUCCUGAGAACAGUCGUUGUAAGGCGUGUGUAACGUAUGUGUGUAACGCAUCGCUUCAGCCUCAUACCAAAUUCUGAUUUGUACUAACAGCUUUCCACCAGGCAGUGUCUUUAUGUGUGCUUUAUUCCCGACUACUACAACUACUAUAUUGCUGCCAAGGGCUGAGCAUAGUGAUGCUGCCACUCCACACAUACCUGUGCUUAAUAUACCUGUAAUAUAAAUGUUGCCGAAUCUUACGACACUGAUGAUUUUAUAUUCAUGUAUUUUAUAUGAGAAAUAAUGCUGAAAUAUCUUUUGCAUGAUAUUUACCGUUGUGUAUAUUCACCCGAGCGGUCGUCUUUCUUGAAAUAAGAUGCAUCACUGAUUCUUUCUUACUUUUUGGUCCGAUUUUUUUUCACUUUUUGAUUGUUACUUUUCUUUUGAUACAGUAUUUUCAUUAGCGACUGUUAAAGGAUAAAUCCAUACUGACUUAGAAAACCCAUUACUGUACCUGGAGGAGCUAACGAAUGCAGUUACCAUAAUGUAGAAACUGCUUCUGGGCAAGAGCUGAAUCUCAUGUUUUUAUGAGGCUGAAUAAGAAAUAACUCACUUUUAUAAACACCAUUACAUUUCAAUAGCGGCAUGUACACAAGUGUCAAUUAGCAAGUUUUGGGGGAAAUCUGGGACAUCCAAACUAUUUCAUGUUGUGGCAGGCAGCCUCCUUGUAUCCAAAUAGUCCGAAGAAUAGAUAUUCGAUACAUUGUGAUUUGUGCUAAUACAAUACAAUUGUGAUGGUAGCACACUGAAUUGUUUUUUUCUUGAAUGACAAUGUGUACAUAUUGAAGGCAUCAACUUGUAUAAAGUUGUAGGAUGUGUAAAUAUGAGGGUGUGAGUUUAAUUCCACCUGUCUGUAAGCUCAUCACUAGGAGAGCCACACAACGCUUGUUUGUAUUUAUGCCAACUAUAUGUGCAUCUGAGAGAAACAGUGGAUAUUGAAUGUAACACAUGUAAGGAAUAAAGAUUUUAAUUAACUUCUUAA
Osmerus eperlanus (European smelt) is the source of this 7164-nucleotide messenger RNA. It is a transcript of the gene ralgapb, whose product is annotated as Ral GTPase activating protein non-catalytic subunit beta. Gene Ontology annotation, biological process: activation of GTPase activity; regulation of small GTPase mediated signal transduction. Gene Ontology annotation, molecular function: GTPase activator activity. Bases 335 to 5098 code for a protein of 1587 amino acids. Lineage: Eukaryota; Metazoa; Chordata; Actinopteri; Osmeriformes; Osmeridae. The transcript is spliced from 32 exons. The record is from RefSeq and is a predicted model, not a curated record.